CUACAAAGUUAAAAGAUGGCGCUGCAGACAUAUGGUGAUAAGCCUGUGGCAUUCCAACUGGAAGAGGGUGGCGAAUACUAUUAUGUGGGCUCGGAGGUGGGCAACUAUAUGCGGCACUUCCGUGGUAUCCUUUAUAAAAAGUAYCCAGGAAUGACACGUAUUGUUCUUUCCAAUGAGGAAAGAAAGCGUCUCGCCGAUUCCGGUCUUAGCUCACACAUAUUGGCCAGUUCGGUGUCUCUGCUCCGAGCUGUAGAAGUUGAUGAUAUUAUGGCCGGCAAUGAUGAGAAAUAUCGUGCAGUUUCUGUAAAUACCUCGGAUACUCCAGUACCACGGGAGAGCAAAUCUAAGAAGCAGCCACAAUAUGUUCCAACCAUGCCCAAUUCAAGCCACCUUGACGCAGUGCCUCAGGCAACGCCAAUCAAUCGCAAUCGGGUGCACACUAAAAAGGUACGCACAUUUCCYAUGUGCUUUGACGACACAGAUCCGACAGCGAGUCUGGAAAAUGCAGCACAGAAGGAGUGUUUAGUGCCCAUACGUUUGGAUAUGGAAUUGGAGGGACAAAAGCUACGUGAUACUUUCACAUGGAACAAAAACGAGAGCAUGAUAACACCUGAACAGUUCGCUGAAGUUCUGUGCGAUGAUCUCGACUUGAAUCCCCUGCCAUUUGUUCCAGCCAUUGCACAGGCCAUACGGCAGCAAAUCGAAGCGUUCCCUAACGACCCGCCUAUACUGGAAGAAAGCUGCGAUCAGCGCGUUAUAGUUAAAUUAAACAUUCAUGUGGGAAACACAUCACUUGUUGAUCAGGUCGAAUGGGACAUGUCGGAGAAGAACAACAAUCCCGAAGAGUUCGCCAUCAAGCUGUGUGCAGAAUUAGGUCUGGGUGGUGAAUUCGUUACAGCUAUUGCAUAUAGUAUACGGGGUCAAUUAUCCUGGCAUUGUCGCACAUAUGCCUUUAGUGAGGCCCCAUUAUCCACCAUCGAUGUACCGUUCCGAAAUCCCAGCGAUGCGGAUGCAUGGGCACCAUUCCUAGAGACGCUAACUGAUGCCGAAAUGGAAAAGAAAAUACGUGACCAAGACAGAAAUACGCGACGCAUGCGACGAUUGGCUAAUACAACAACAGGCUGGUAAUC
Messenger RNA from Drosophila arizonae, 1130 nucleotides. It is a transcript of the gene Snr1, whose product is annotated as SWI/SNF related, matrix associated, actin dependent regulator of chromatin, subfamily b, member 1. Gene Ontology annotation, biological process: chromatin remodeling. The record is from RefSeq and is a predicted model, not a curated record. NCBI's taxonomy places the organism in Eukaryota, Metazoa, Arthropoda, Insecta, Diptera, Drosophilidae. Gene Ontology annotation, cellular component: nuclear chromosome.